GGAAACGACCAAAUCAAGCAAACACCAAUGUCAUCAACCAACUGGUCUGUUUUUAAUGUUUCUUCAGUUUGAAGUCUGGUGAUCGAGCCGCCACAAUGGCGCCUGUAAGAACCACAAGCGCUAUUGUCGUUGCAACUGCUACAAUCUCCAUUUCAAUGGCUGUUUUCUCGUACUUCCUUUUCUUCAAAAAGAUCACAUCGACCCUUCAUUCCGGCAAGAAGAAAAAGCCCGGAAAUGGAAUUGUUGAUGCCAUUGGUAACACCCCUUUGAUUCGUAUCAACAGCCUGUCUGAAGCCACUGGCUGUGAGGCUCUGGAAUCAGGUGAUCUGGCUCCCGGUGGAGUAGUCACUGAAGGAAGUGCUGGAAGUACUGCAAUUAGCCUUGCCACGGUGGCUCCUGCCUAUGGAUGCAAAUGUCAUGUAGUCAUCCCAGAUGAUGUUGCUAUUGAGAAGUCUCAAAUACUUGAAGCACUGGGAGCUACUGUCGAAAGGGUUAGACCAGUAUCAAUUACACACAAAGACCAUUAUGUCAAUAUUGCUAGGAGGCGAGCACUAGAAGCAAAUGAAUUAGCAGCGAAGAAUAAAAAGGCCAGGCAAGUUGAUGACAAAGACCUGGAUCGAAUGAAUGAUUGCAUACUUGACCAGGAGAAGGAAAAUCCAGGUUUCUUGAGUCAUUGUAAUGGUGGUUUCUUUGCUGAUCAAUUUGAAAAUUUAGCAAACUUCAGGGCCCACUAUGAGCAUACGGGGCCUGAGAUUUGGGAGCAGACUGGUGGCAGUCUAGAUGCAUUUGUUGCAGCUGCAGGCACUGGUGGUACUGUGGCUGGUGUUUCCAAGUUUCUCCAGGAGAAGAGUCCCAAAAUCAAGUGCUUUUUGAUAGAUCCUCCUGGUUCUGGUUUGUUCAAUAAGGUAACAAGGGGAGUCAUGUACACAAAAGAGGAAGCUGAAGGACGAAGGCUUAGGAAUCCUUUUGACACCAUAACAGAAGGGAUUGGAAUAAACAGAUUGACUCAAAAUUUUAUGAUGGCCAAGCUUGAUGGGGCUUUUCAAGGCACAGACAAGGAAGCUGUUGAAAUGUCGAGGUUCCUUUUGAAGAAUGAUGGGCUUUUCCUGGGGAGUUCUUCAGCCAUGAACUGUGUUGGAGCUGUUAGAGUGGCAAAGGCUCUCGGCCCCGGCCACACUAUUGUAACUAUUAUAUGUGAUAGCGGGAUGAGGCAUCUAAGUAAAUUUUAUGAUGCCAAGUAUUUGUCUCAAUAUGGAUUGACACCCAUGGCAACCGGAUUAGAGUUCAUGAGCAUCAAAUGAACUCUAGUCAUAGAAUCAAAAGGCAUAU
Molecule: messenger RNA, 1329 nt
Organism: Durio zibethinus
Lineage: Eukaryota; Viridiplantae; Streptophyta; Magnoliopsida; Malvales; Malvaceae
Source: RefSeq, a predicted model, not a curated record